This is a messenger RNA of Empidonax traillii (willow flycatcher), 983 nucleotides long. RefSeq names its product adaptor related protein complex 1 subunit sigma 3 (gene AP1S3). Bases 65 to 529 code for a protein of 154 amino acids. Gene Ontology annotation, molecular function: clathrin-cargo adaptor activity. The transcript has 5 exons. Gene Ontology annotation, biological process: intracellular protein transport; vesicle-mediated transport. Gene Ontology annotation, cellular component: intracellular membrane-bounded organelle; AP-1 adaptor complex; membrane coat. The record is from RefSeq and is a predicted model, not a curated record. NCBI's taxonomy places the organism in Eukaryota, Metazoa, Chordata, Aves, Passeriformes, Tyrannidae.
GCGGAGGGAGCGCCCGGGAGCCACCCGGGCCGGGGCCGGGCCGGGGCCGCGCCGGCUCCGCACCAUGAUACACUUUAUACUGCUGUUCAGUCGGCAGGGGAAGUUAAGGCUUCAGAAAUGGUACACGACGCUACCUGAUAAAGAGAAGAAAAAGAUCAUUCGAGAAAUUGUGCAGAUUAUUUUGUCUCGCAAUCAAAAAACAAGUAGUUUUGUUGACUGGAAAGACCUCAAGCUUGUUUACAAAAGGUAUGCCAGUUUGUAUUUCUGCUGUGCAAUAGAGGACCAGGAUAAUGAGCUCCUGACACUAGAGGUCGUUCAUCGAUAUGUAGAGCUGCUGGACAAAUACUUCGGAAACGUGUGUGAGCUGGAUAUUAUCUUUAAUUUUGAGAAAGCUUAUUUUAUUCUUGAUGAGUUUAUAAUUGGUGGAGAAGUACAGGAAACUUCAAAGAAGACUGCAGUGAAAGCCAUAGAAGACUCUGACAUGCUGCAGGAGACAGUGGAAGAAUACAUGAACAAGCCUGCAUUUUAAUGUUAAACUACCUGGAGAGAAAACUGCUGUGUGCACCUCUACAAUGCACUUGCUGAAAUUGCUUCCCGAAGUGCCAGAUUUUUUAGAGAAAUACCAAAAACCAGUAACGGAAGGGGUUUGUUUGUAUAAUGGUGAAGAUGAAGGUCAGCUAAUGUAGCAAAGGGUUUAACAGUUCUGUACUUUGCAUUACUCUGCAUAUGAGUUUCUCAGAGUUGUUAUUACCCUGGAUAUAGUUUUCUCUUCUUGCUGGACUGAACUCUUGUUUUUUACCAUGCCUUUUAGCUACAGAUUUUGUCAUCAUAAAAUGCUACUCUGACAGUACUUUGAAGAGAUGUUUUUAAUAGUUUUGGUUCACUGCUGACUGUAUGACUCUACUUUUGUACAAAUGUCCAUUAUUUUGAAUGUAAUGAUUAUUCUGCUCUAAUAAUAAUAAUUUCUUUUUCUAAAAGCCAAA